UUCGUCGCUGGAAUGAAAUCAUUUUAAUGUUUGCUCUCAAGACUUGGAGAUCAGUGAAUAUGUGGUGCUGGCUGACUUUGUUCUGCGUCGACUGAAAAUCAGAGGAAACCGGAUCUCUCGAUACCUGCAGCUGCAGGACAAUAAAGGAGGAUAAGAAACAAUUAUUUGAAAGAUUGCUGGAAUAAAAAAAAUGGAUAAUACUCAGUCUAAUUCUGAGAAAUCCCACCUUAUAGACGAGAAGAGUGCGAAGCUGUACUCCUUAAAAUUGCAAAGCUCAUUUGCAGACUCCAAAGAACACUACCAAGACUUCCCUUUAAAAAACGGGGGAAUGUCCGGAGCUAUCGAGAUGAAGCGGCCUGUUGGUGCACACUGCCAUGGACCCAAACCUUUGGUUGGAGAGGAGAGUGGCGACAAGCUGCUGGCUAAGAAGAAACUUUACAUCGCUUCAGCAGUCUGUCUGGUCUUCAUGAUUGGAGAGGUCAUAGGAGGCUAUCUGGCCCACAGUCUUGCCAUCAUGACUGAUGCUGCUCAUCUCCUCACUGAUUUUGGGAGUAUGAUGGUGAGCUUGUUCUCCCUGUGGAUCUCCUCCAGACCUCCCACCAAAAUCAUGAACUUUGGUUGGCACAGAUCAGAAAUCCUUGGAGCGUUCAUCUCCGUCAUAUCCAUCUGGAUCGUUACAGGAGCUCUCGUCUAUUUAGCUAUUGAAAGGAUUGUACGAAACGACUACGAGAUUGAGGGGCAUGUAAUGUUAGUCACUUCUGGAUUCGCCGUCAUUGUAAAUAUUGUUAUGGCCUACAUCCUUCAUCACUCUACGAACCUCCACCCUCAUGGUAGGGGUUAUCAGCAGAUUGAUGAGGAUGGUCAGAGCCCCGUCAGUCAUGGCCACUCCCAUGCGCUCCUUGGUGCCCAUGGCAACACAAGCGUCCGCGCCGCAUUCAUCCACGUGCUCGGUGACCUGCUGCAGAGCAUCGGCGUCAUGGUGGCAGCGACCAUCAUCUUCUUUCGGCCUGAAUAUAAAAUUGCAGAUCCCAUCUGUACGUUCCUGUUUUCUAUCUUCGUCCUUUUCACCACCCUCACCAUCCUCAGAGACGUCUUCAGGAUACUAAUGGAAGGAUCUCCUAAAGGAAUCGAGUUUAACUCUGUGAAGGAGGUGCUGAUUUCUGUGAAAGCUGUGAAGUCCGUGCACUCGUUGCACCUGUGGGCCCUGACUCUGGGACAAUCGCUGGCCUCUGUUCAUCUGGCAGUAGAGGAAGGCGCUGACCCUCAGUCCGUGCUUCAGGAGGCCACAGAGCUGCUUUACAACAAGUUUGGUUUCCAGAACAUCACCAUCCAGGUUGAGCUUUACACCGAAGAGAUGAACCACUGCUCCCACUGCCAGGACCCCAGGGAAUGACGUCUGUACCGGAAUCAACCGGAACCCAAACGGACUUAGAAGGCUCAGACAUGCUUGCAGCAUUUUCUCCAGGUUGGGACCAACCACUGAUCGAUGUGUUACAUUCAUAAUGCAGGUUUCUGAUGGAGAAGCAGAACUGAUCUGUGGUUUAUCAAUGAUUUUUCACAAGUAGUCAAAAGAAAUUACACAGAAAAAUCAUCCAUGUGUUUGUAAAAGCAUGCAGAUGGUGGGUUUCCAUGCUGACAGUGGACGUCUGUGUAAAUGUUUAGUUUUUAAUCAAAGGUUGUGACGCAUUUUCUUUUUACUUUAUGAAGAAACCAUUUUACAAGAACACUGUUAUUAAAGCAGAGAAAACAUCCUGGCUUGAAAUAUGCCCUGACAUAGAGUAUUAUUGGGUAGAAACAUGAUGAAUAAUUUUAAUUAACUGCAUUGAUUUAAUGGUGAAUUCAAACUCAGUUCUUUUACUGAAUCCAAAAAUUAAUUUACUGUAUAGUAAAUCUAAAAAAAGGAAAACAGUGUCAACAGAGAAUAAGAAUGUAUUUAAUCAAACUUGUCACUUUUCCACUGCCGCUUGUCUUGAUACGAUGCGUUCAAGUGUCUCUCUCUGUUUCUAAACACUUUUUUUUAAAAGUAAGUUGAAAACACUGCCUGAUACUAGCAAUUGUACGCCAUUGGUUUUAGAUAUUAUAUUAUUUCCUAUCCCUUUUGUUCUAGAAAGAUAAAGUACCAGAGAUAAAUGGAUACCUAACCACUAAACACGUGUGGUCACUCAUAGUUGGUUUCCCCUUCUAGUUCCAGUAGUAGACCUACAGUAAAUCCUCGCCUCUAAAUGUUCUUGGUUCAGUUCAGUAGCUUUGAUUUUUGUGAAAUAUAAAAAAGCAGAAAAUUUGUUUAUUUGCUCAAAUAUUUGUAUUUUCUAUCAAGAAGUGGCCAAAAAUUAAAACAUUACUUCACAGAGGCUGCAGUUGGACACCUUUUAAAGUUCACAAAGCUUUUGUAGAAAUUGUUCUGGGUAGCAUAUUAGAGUAACGUCUUUCGACCGAAUUGAGCAAACUGUAGCUCCUAGUUUCUGUUCCUUCACCUUUGCAAUCAACAGUAUGAAAAUUAUCAUUGGUAGGAAAGAAACUGUGGACCGCAGAGCUUUCCACCUGGUGGUAAACAAUCAUGGAAACUACUCGUCAAAAUUGGGACUAAUGCUACGUUCACACCCAACACCAUUUCAGCUGCGAAAAGCCUCUGCUGCUUGAUUUUUUGAUGCUUGUACACAUUAAGGUCAGACGCAAGUAAAGUGUGUUUUGAUGCAUGUGAUGCUUCUGCUGCUCCUGUGUUCAAUGGCAAGCCCCGCCUGCUUUGCAUCCAGAAAUUCAAAACACAUCUCUGCAUUGUGAUUGGCCGGCCAGUUUGUAGGGCCUGGGGCAUUGAUCGAGGCUAAACCACUCGCAGGCAAAAAUGAUUUUGGCCGCUGGUGGGUGAGGCUAGUUUACUAGGCUAAAAUACUAUAGCAAUUUAUUUUAUAUCUCGUUUUGUAAGCCAGGGUAGAAUCAGCUCUGGGCAAAAGUGACUUAUAA
This is a messenger RNA of Cyprinodon tularosa, 2961 nucleotides long. It is a transcript of the gene slc30a2, whose product is annotated as solute carrier family 30 member 2. NCBI's taxonomy places the organism in Eukaryota, Metazoa, Chordata, Actinopteri, Cyprinodontiformes, Cyprinodontidae. Gene Ontology annotation, biological process: zinc ion transmembrane transport; response to zinc ion. The record is from RefSeq and is a predicted model, not a curated record. The coding region runs from base 191 to 1393 and encodes 400 amino acids. Gene Ontology annotation, cellular component: plasma membrane. Gene Ontology annotation, molecular function: zinc ion transmembrane transporter activity. The transcript has 8 exons.